CCGCGAUUUCACUUAACUUCCCCCCCUUCUUUUACCUCUGGACUAAUUUUUCUCAUCCUCUUCACUUCAAACCUGACAUUGACUCCUUUCUUUUUGUUCCUAUCGCCUGAGAGAAUACAAUUGGAGUCAAAAUGAGUCAAGAACACGACGAGUCCCAGAUGGGCGAGGAAGGCGGCAUGCCCGGUCCUGGUGCCCCAACACCACUAUUCGCUCUGGAGGGAGUUGCUGGUUUGACCAAGCGAGAUAUUCAGCUCGUUGUCGAUGGAGGUUACAAUACCGUGGAGUCAGUGGCUUACACACCACGACGAGUGUUGGAACAGAUCAAGGGUAUCUCUGAGCAGAAGGCGACCAAGAUUCUAGCUGAGGCUUCCAAACUUGUGCCAAUGGGCUUCACUACCGCCACAGAGAUGCACCAACGCCGCAGCGAACUCAUCUCGAUCACCACCGGAUCGAAGAACCUUGAUACACUUCUCGCAGGUGGCAUCGAAACCGGCUCAGUCACUGAGCUGUUUGGUGAAUUCAGAACAGGAAAGAGUCAGAUUUGUCAUACCCUCGCUGUAACCUGUCAAUUGCCCUUUGACAUGGGUGGUGGCGAGGGUAAGUGCAUGUACAUCGACACCGAGGGCACAUUCCGACCUGUCCGAUUGCUAGGAGUAGCCAACAGAUUUGGUCUUUCGGGGGAAGAAGUUCUGGACAAUGUUGCAUACGCCCGCGCUUACAACUCUGAUCAUCAACUUCAAUUACUCAACCAGGCUGCCGCGAUGAUGUGCGAGACAAGGUUCUCCCUCCUCAUCGUUGACAGCGCGACAUCACUAUACAGAACAGAUUUCUGUGGUCGUGGUGAGCUCUCAAAUCGACAGACUCAUCUGGCCAAGUUCAUGAGGACACUUCAGCGACUGGCAGACGAAUUCGGUAUCGCUGUGGUUAUUACAAAUCAAGUCGUGGCUCAGGUCGAUGGCGGCCCAAGCGCCAUGUUCAACCCCGACCCCAAGAAGCCCAUCGGUGGUAAUAUCAUUGCUCACGCCAGUACAACAAGAAUCAGUCUCAAGAAGGGUCGAGCUGAGACUCGUAUCGCCAAAAUCUACGACAGCCCUUGUCUGCCAGAGAGUGAUACACUAUUUGCCAUUGGUGAGGAGGGCAUUGGUGACCCAGCGCCCAAGGACACGGAGAAGGAUUAGUUUUGAUUGACGAUUUGUGUUUAUACAAGCGCUGGAGUAUCUGGUGAUGAUUAUUUGCAUGGUUGAUGGUUGGCGUAGAUUCCAAUGGUCGUUUCAUGGAGUGGUAUUUUUGAAAUGGGACGGAGCUGUUCUAGAAAUGGGUACGGGCUAUGAAAAUGAUUAACUAAUGUAGUAUUGAGUCUUUUCAAUCUAAUUAACUGCCAUAAUGUUCCUUUCAACAUGUGAUAAAACAAAGGCAAUCGUUUGUUGUC
Molecule: messenger RNA, 1429 nt
Organism: Fusarium graminearum PH-1
Lineage: Eukaryota; Fungi; Ascomycota; Sordariomycetes; Hypocreales; Nectriaceae
Product: DNA repair protein RAD51
Exons: 3
Coding region: 132-1178 (348 amino acids)
Biological process (GO): reciprocal meiotic recombination; mitotic recombination; DNA recombinase assembly
Cellular component (GO): condensed nuclear chromosome
Molecular function (GO): single-stranded DNA binding; ATP hydrolysis activity; ATP binding
Source: RefSeq, a predicted model, not a curated record